This is a messenger RNA of Symphalangus syndactylus (siamang), 687 nucleotides long. It is a transcript of the gene RPS19, whose product is annotated as ribosomal protein S19. Gene Ontology annotation, biological process: ribosomal small subunit assembly; translation. NCBI's taxonomy places the organism in Eukaryota, Metazoa, Chordata, Mammalia, Primates, Hylobatidae. Gene Ontology annotation, cellular component: ribosome; cytosolic small ribosomal subunit. The record is from RefSeq and is a predicted model, not a curated record. Gene Ontology annotation, molecular function: structural constituent of ribosome; RNA binding.
GCACGGUAAGCGAGGGCUCCGAGUUGGACUGGGCGCGAGGCGGCAGGGCCGGACGCCGAAGCCUCAGAGCGCGUGCCUGAGGGCUCCGAGGUGCCCGGCGCAGGCCCGUCCCGCCCCCUGGAGCCGCGGCCACGUGCGAGCGGCAGGCCCGGACAUGCCCGGUCAGCGCCGUCCGGGAAGCGAGCGUGGGCCCUGGGGGGCAGCGGUGGGAUGCCUGGAGUUACUGUAAAAGACGUGAACCAGCAGGAGUUCGUCAGAGCUCUGGCAGCCUUCCUCAAAAAGUCCGGAAAGCUGAAAGUCCCCGAAUGGGUGGACACCGUCAAGCUGGCCAAGCACAAAGAGCUUGCUCCCUACGAUGAGAACUGGUUCUACACGCGAGCUGCUUCCACAGCGCGGCACCUGUACCUCCGGGGUGGCGCUGGGGUUGGCUCCAUGACCAAGAUCUAUGGGGGACGUCAGAGAAACGGCGUCAUGCCCAGCCACUUCAGCCGAGGCUCCAAGAGUGUGGCCCGCCGGGUCCUCCAAGCCCUGGAGGGGCUGAAAAUGGUGGAAAAGGACCAAGAUGGGGGCCGCAAACUGACACCUCAGGGACAGAGAGAUCUGGACAGAAUCGCCGGACAGGUGGCAGCUGCCAACAAGAAGCAUUAGAACAAACCAUGCUGGGUUAAUAAAUUGCCUCAUUCGUAA